Molecule: messenger RNA, 3764 nt
Organism: Talpa occidentalis (Iberian mole)
Lineage: Eukaryota; Metazoa; Chordata; Mammalia; Eulipotyphla; Talpidae
Product: calcyphosin-2-like
Exons: 18
Coding region: 479-2146 (555 amino acids)
Molecular function (GO): calcium ion binding
Source: RefSeq, a predicted model, not a curated record
CGGGACUGGCGCCUCAAAUUUAGGAGUCGGGAGCUGGCGUGGACGGAGGGAGAGACUAAGGCCAACGACCUGCUGGUUGAGGGGCUUUAAAGGCCCUGAGCGGAGGCAUUUUCUUUUUCUUUUUCUGGUGGUUGAGAGGCUUUAGAGGACUUGCGCGGAGACUCUUGUUGCUAGGCAACCUGAGGACGCCUGUCUGGAUUAGUGGAGCAUUUGCCUGUUGCUAUCCCCUUCCAGCUUGUGUUGUGUGAAACUGUCCGAAGAGUGUUCUCGGUCGUGUAACUCUCGCUUAUGCUUUUCCCAGCUCUGCCAUUCUGGUUCUGGGUUUACCCAGCUGGUUGGGCCUAGUCACCCUGACUAUCCUUCUGUCCCACCUUGAUGGUGAAUCCCAGAUAGGGAGAAGGUCGAGCGUUCAUUCUGCUUGGGUUUGCUUGCUGACCUCUCAUCAUCACGUAUACUGCAUAAAAAUACAUGAAUUUGAAUGGAUUUAGAGGUUAAAGGAGUUGCUGCUUCUCCUACAAGUCAAACACAGCCUUUCUCUGGAAAAAAGAAGCCAUUACAUGAAGGAUGGAAUUCCAAGUCACGGUUAUUCCACGAUCCUUUUCUACCUGUGGUCCCACCACUUGAUUUGGGAAGACUUGUUGACUCUGAUGAUGAGGAGCAGGAUACUAUACCUGAAAAUUUGUCAGCACCAACAGGCAAAUAUAAAAUGAAAUAUCAGCAAUGCAAAACUGAAAUGAUAGAGGGACAUAAGCAGUAUAGUCAAAGAAAUGCAGAAAAGGGGACACCAAGUAUCACACAUCAACAGUCUCUAAGAAACAAGACAGAUAACAAGUGUGUACAAGGUGAAGAAGCCAUCACUGAUGAUCUUACAAGUCUGGAUAGGAAAGCGCUCUUACAGCAGGGUUAUGCAGAGAGCCCUUACAAUGCACAGCGCAGUACAAGAAAAUCUCAUGCUGAAAUUGUGGCUGCAGAGAAGAAGAAACAGACUGUCGCAGAGCAAGUGAUGAUAGACUGCUUAUCUAGGGCUGUAAUCAGUGAUCCAGAUCAAAAUUUAAUCACUGAGAAACAAGAAAGUGAUUGUAUCCUCCCAGAUUCAAAGAUAGCACCUCUUCGUUUUAGAAAAAGAACUCUACACGAGACAAAAGUAAGAACUCAUUCUACAUUAACAGAAAAUAUGCUUUCUCAUAAAGUAGAAUUUGAUAGUAGGAUCAUAUCAAGAAAUGGGCGUGAUGCUUGCAGAGAGCUGAUGGGGUUCUUUUUUACUCAUGACCAGUCCCUUACAAUUUAUGAAUACCGGCAAUUUGGGAAAAAUAGAACAAAUGUGCUUCCCUUCAUUCAAAAAAACAUUUAUAGUCAUCAACAUGGACGAAGAAAAGGAAAACAAUACCAACUUGAUGAUUUUUAUAUUGGUGCAAAUUUGACAUUUUUGACUUCUGAGCAUCCCAGACUUUCAGAAAGCAUGAAAGAGAGAACAUUACUUACACUUCGGAUCACAAAUAUUGAUCAGACAGCUUUGGAUUUUCUCAAAACUGAUUCUGUAGAACAUGAGGAUGAUAUCACUAGUCAAGAGACCAAAGAUAGGCUAGUCUUCAAGACCAUUCAAGAUGUGCUAAAAGAACAGCUACAUAAAAGAGGCGUUCGUAUUUUGACUGGAUUGGGAAAAUACCUGCAACAGUUGGACAAAGAAGGAAAUGGACUUUUAGAUAAGGCAGAUUUUAAGCAAGCUCUAAAAAGGUUUCACUUAGAAGUGUCUGAAAAGGAUUUUGAAUCUCUAUGGCUAAUUCUAAAUGGCAAUGGCAAGGUUGAUUAUGGAGAAUUCAAACGUGCCAUUAUUGGUGAAAUGAAUGAAUAUAGGAAAUCAUUUGUUCGAAAGGCCUUUAUGAAACUGGAUUUCAACAAAACUGGCAGUGUGCCUAUUAUAGAAAUUAGAAAAUGUUACUGUGCAAAGACGCAUCCUCAAGUAAUUUCAGGCCAUUCUACAGAAGAAGAAAUUAAAUCAUCCUUUCUAGAGACAUUAAAAGACGCUUGCAGCAAGUCUGAUGAAGUGUCAUAUGGUGAAUUUGAAGAUUACUAUGAAGGCCUAAGUUUAGGGAUAGUAGAUGAUAAAGAUUUUGUUAAUAUUUUACGUACUCCUUGGGGGAUUUAGUUUUUAAAAAUGUUAAGUUAUCAACCUUUUAAAGGAGAGAUUAAUUGAAGGUAAAGUUUGAUCCAACAUUGCAAUAUAUUUUUCCAGGACUCCAGAUGUAGAGGUAUGUGUAUGUUCUUACACAUGUAUGAGUGUUUGCUUAUCUAUACGUUUAUAAAGAUCUUUUUGAUUUGUUACUUAUCUUGAGCAUGUUUUAUUUGAAUAUAUUUUAGAAGAUUCUUUAAAUUAAUCUUCAUAGGAAAGUUAUGUCUAUAUCAAGCUCUGCGAGACCAUCUGUAUAAUAAACAAGUUUCUUUUCCUUUGGUUUUUGCCACCAGUCCCUCAAAUGUAAUUGCCACUGUCACCAUUCUCAACUUGAUAAAUGGAAAUUGGGCCCAAAGCCUAUGAAAUGGAAAUAAUUCAGCCUGUUUCAAACAUGAAAAUGUUAAAGAAAUUGAGGUAUAUGCAAGAGAAUUUUCCAAACAGUGUGAUUAUAGAUAUUUUCUAUAACAUAAAUAUUUAGAAUAUCAAUGGCCAACCCCUAAAAUGCAUAAGCACUAACUUGUCUUUAUAAAUUCUUGCUUUCUAUAUUGUGUGCUGUUUGUGCAAUAGAGCUGUGCCCUAAAAUUAAUGCAUGUUAUUCUAGACAUCUUUUUGGUAUAUUAAAUGACUGAGACAUUUUCUUCUAAAUAGAUAUUAUUUAAUGUUUAGAUGUGCAUAAUCAUUCUUUGUAAUUUUUUCUGUUUCUUGCUUCUUUGUAAUAUAAGAGAAGAGAAAAAAAGAUUUAGAAUUGUUUUCAACUUCAUAAUUUUAAUUUUGGGUUAAGAUGCCAUAUUUGAAAAAAGUAGCAUUAAGAAAAUAAGAAAUGGUUCAAAAUGAAAAUAUGCACUUUGUAGAAUAUGACUUUGGCAUAUAAUGUUAUUCAUUUAUAGACUUGUCAAAAUUAUCAGAAAUGUGUAAACACAAUAAAUUAAAAGUAUUUGCGUAAAUAAGAAAAUGCACUAUUAAAAUAUCAGACAGAAAAUAUAAACAAAUAUUUUAGUGAUGUGAUGUUUCCAUUAGCUAAGUUCAUUAUUUCUUGGAUCUUUUCCUGAAUUAGUUAUUGAAAUUAAAAGCUGGAAGAUGUUUUGGCAGAAAUAAGUCUAAACUAUUAUCUGAGUCACACCCUUUUUCUUGAAAAAUUUCAUACAACUGUAGUCAUCUGAAAUCCUAAAAAUUGUUCUCAUGUUCAAAUGACUAAUAUUGUGUGUGCUGAGUAUGCGUAUAGUAUUUUUCAUUGAUAAAUUUUUAUUUAGUUCUCAUAACAGUCUACUAACAGUCUCAUAACAGUCUUAAUUUUCUGAUGAAUAGCAUUAGAACAUGUGUCAGUUAUCGUUAUAAAAAAGGGGGAGGAAAGUUCUUCCAGAAUGUGACAUAUUAAUAUUAAUAUGAUGGCAUGAUUUUAAACCUCUGCCUCCUAAAUAUUCAUUUGGUUUUUAUUAGAAAGUAUCUGUUUAUGAAAUGUAAGUUUUAAAGUUAAUUUUCUGUUGUUUGGCAUCAUAAUAUCCAUGUAGAGUUAGAAAAUAUGUAUUCAAUAUGAGGGUAUUUCGGGUAUAUUUUGUUAAAAUAUAAUGGGUGGCACAAUAAAUCAUUCUUUUGA